Messenger RNA from Ipomoea nil (Japanese morning glory), 1705 nucleotides. RefSeq lists its product as uncharacterized. The transcript is spliced from 7 exons. Gene Ontology annotation, cellular component: Golgi apparatus. The coding region runs from base 235 to 1380 and encodes 381 amino acids. Gene Ontology annotation, molecular function: UDP-xylose transmembrane transporter activity; antiporter activity. The record is from RefSeq and is a predicted model, not a curated record. Lineage: Eukaryota; Viridiplantae; Streptophyta; Magnoliopsida; Solanales; Convolvulaceae.
AAAGAAAAUUAUCCCGAGUGUCUUCUAUGAAGUGUUUUGACGCUUACUAAAUACCGAGACAUUCGCCCACAAGGAAACACAACAGGAAAAGAGAUCUUCCUUCAUUAAACCUCAAUUUUCGCAAAAUAGUCAAAGGAGCUCGAACUGAUAUAUGAAUGCCGUGAAGCCCAGGGAAUAGCAUUGUUGGGCAUGAACUGAAGUGAGAGAUUAUUGUAGUUGAGAGUGAGUGAAGAUAUGCUUAGUUUUCUUGUCAGAAAAGAUGUCAGAAAACUUCUCAAGCGCAAGGAUAGUGAUGCUGGGGAAAAAGGAAGGGCUUUAGAGGAGGUGCGAGCUUCUUUGUUUAGCAAAUUACGGGUAUUUGGAGGUGCGAAGCGACAACCGACCCUAUGGGGCCCGAUCGUUGCUCUGUCAUUCAACUUUGUGGUAUCUGUUGGCAUUAUAUUGAUGAACAAAUUGGUUCUUGUCAAAGUCGGGUUCAAUUAUCCAAUAUGUCUAUCUUUCAUACACUACUUAUUUAGUUGGUUGGUAAUGGCCAUUUUAAAGUGUUUCUCUAUCCUUUCAUUGUCUCCCCCGCCAAAGUCCACGAAAUAUUCCUCGUUGUUGUCUCUUGGGAUAGUUAUGUCUCUCUCUACCGGUCUUGCAAAUGUCAGCUUGAAGUACAACAGCGUUGGAUUUUAUCAGAUGGCUAAGAUUGCAGUUACACCCGCUAUUGUGAUUGCUGAGUUUAUAUUCUUCCAGAAAAGAAUUUCCUCCCCGAAGGUGAUUGCACUUACUAUAGUAUCCAUAGGCGUUGCUGUAGCUACGGUGACCGAUCUGCAAUUUCACUUCUUUGGUGCUUGCAUAGCUGUAGCGUGGAUAGUACCAAGUGCGACUAAUAAGAUACUAUGGUCUAAUCUUCAGCAGCAAAAGAACUGGACCGCAUUGGCGCUAAUGUGGAAGACCACACCUAUUACAUUGUUCUUUCUGGUUCUUUUGAUGCCAUCGCUUGAUCCGCCCGGCGUUCUCUCCUUUAAUUGGAACGUUUAUAACUCGACGAUUAUUUUUGCUUCCGCUGUUCUCGGUUUCUUGCUUCAGUGGUCAGGUGCUCUUGCACUUGGAGAAACAUCUGCAACCACUCAUGUCGUCCUUGGACAGUUCAAAACAUGUGUGAUUCUGCUCGCUGGUUUUCUGCUCUUCGGUUCAAAUCCCGGAGUGACUAGCAUUUUCGGGGCAACCACAGCUCUUGUUGGUAUGUCUAUCUACACUUAUCUGAACUUGAAAUCGAAGCAGCAAGCUGCGAGAACGCCCACUAGACAGUCUCCACUUUCCUCGCAAAAAUUGAAGAACGAUGGGGAAAAUGGCAGUACUGAGAACGGAAGUCUUGGUGACGAAUCUGUUUAGUGAAUCCUUGGAAGUAAUUAAAUUAAAACCGCGAACCCACAAUGCAAGCCGAGGUGUUACUAACUUCAUUAGUUAGAUUGUGUUAGUGUUGUAAAGAGCUUGAAACAAAAGUUUGAGUUCUUGUGAUGAGAAUUGUAGUUGAUAGCUGACCUAAACCAAGUUACCAAACCCUCCUGAAGCAUUGUGGCUAAGGUUUUUAAGAUUAGAUUUCAUAUGAAAGCUUCCCAAUUUGUUUGUGUUGGAGGAGUGAGCAUGUAGUUUAUUGGCUCAAAUAUUUCCAAUUUGGCUUCUAUGUUAUUGUCGCGCCGACAAUUUUUUUUUUUUU